This is a messenger RNA of Dovyalis caffra, 330 nucleotides long. Lineage: Eukaryota; Viridiplantae; Streptophyta; Magnoliopsida; Malpighiales; Salicaceae. The record is from the annotation of a GenBank genome assembly.
AUGGCAGUGAAAAUUCGUUUAGCUAGACUGGGAUGCAAAAACAGGGCAUUUUACAGAAUCGUUGCUGCUGAUAGCCAUACCCCAAGAGAUGGCAAACAUCUUCAAGUUCUUGGUUUCUAUGACCCCUUAGCAGCUAAAGGCGAUGCUAGAAGAUUGGGUCUUAAUGUUGACCAUGUGAAGUAUUGGUUAUCGGUUGGUGCUCAACCUACAGACACCGUGCGUGGCAUUCUAAUGAGAGCUGGUUUAAUAACUCCACCCCCGAUGGUUGUGAUGGGACAGAAAAAGGGACCAUCUAAUGAUACCUCGAACCCAGAGAAUUUGAUCACCUAG